GGAGCGCGGAUGUUGUCCCAGCAUGCUGCGCGCCGUGGGCGGUGGCAGCCAAUGAGCGCGGAGGACGCGGGAGGGACACGGCAAGGUGAGCGGCCGCCGCCGCAGCCCCGGGCGCAGCCGUGCAGGUUAAGCAAAAUGCAGGCUCCUCUGGCUCUCCUCGGCUCCCCGGCGGUGUUCCGGUGCUGCUCCAGGGCUCUGGCCAGACCAGUUUCUGUGUCUGUUUUCAGCAGGCCUGAGCUUCAGACUCUACAGCCACCCAGCCUGUCCCCCCCGCUGCUCGCCCGCCGUGACUUCCAGACCAGCGCCGCUUCCCGGGAUAUCGACACUGCCGCCAAGUUCAUCGGCGCCGGGGCUGCCACGGUCGGGGUGGCCGGCUCAGGAGCAGGGAUUGGGACUGUGUUUGGCAGCUUGAUCAUUGGCUAUGCCAGGAACCCAUCCCUCAAGCAGCAGCUUUUCUCCUACGCCAUCCUGGGCUUUGCCCUGUCCGAGGCCAUGGGGCUCUUCUGUUUGAUGGUGGCAUUCCUGAUCCUCUUCGCUAUGUGACAACUCAUCCUGGCUGUGGCUUCCAUCACUCUGCGGUUCGAGCCUGCUUCCAUCCCAGCGCUCCAGACUGACAAGUAAAGAAAAGAUUUCUCUAAAUAAA
Molecule: messenger RNA, 643 nt
Organism: Pezoporus flaviventris
Lineage: Eukaryota; Metazoa; Chordata; Aves; Psittaciformes; Psittacidae
Gene: ATP5MC1
Product: ATP synthase membrane subunit c locus 1
Exons: 5
Coding region: 10-543 (177 amino acids)
Biological process (GO): proton transmembrane transport; proton motive force-driven ATP synthesis
Molecular function (GO): proton transmembrane transporter activity
Source: RefSeq, a predicted model, not a curated record